AUGGCUCCUACUAUCGAGUACAAGGAAGAAGCUGGAGGCAGUCAGUUCAUCGGUGUGGUUGAUAUCUUCGGCUUUGAGAUUUUUGAGCAGAACCGUCUGGAGCAGUUGUGUAUCAACUAUGCGAACGAGAAGCUCCAACAAUUGUUCGGCAGGUUCGUGUUCCGUAUGGAGCAGGAUCAGUACGUAGCGGAAGAAAUUCCCUGGAAGUUCGUCGACUAUCCGAACAACGACGUCUGUGUGGCUCUUGUAGAGAAGCGACAUACCGGUAUCUUCUCUCUGUUGGACGAGCAAUGUCUGAUCCCUCGCGGUAACGACGAGAAGCUGGCGAACAAGUACUACGAACUACUAGCAGGCAAGCACGAGAGCUUCUCAGUGACCAAACUGCAGCGAGCCAAGGGCCAGUUUGUGAUUCAUCACUAUGCUGGCAACGUGUGCUACAUGACGGAUGGCUUUUGUGACAAGAACAAAGACCACAUGCACACUGAGGCUGUGGAUCUCCUGCGUACGUCCAAGUUCUCGUUUGUGCGUGCAUGCUUCGAGAACAGUGUCAAUGCUGCUGGUAACUCGAGUCCACGAAAUGGUCGGACGGAGUCUCGUGGCAGUGAUGGCACUCGUCGUCGAUCUGGCGGCAUCAUGUCGUCUACAGUCGUGGCGCAAUUCAAGAGUCAGCUCAGCUCGCUUCUGGAAGUGUUGAAUGCAACGGAGCCUCACUUUAUUCGCUGCAUCAAACCCAACGACCAAGCCAGCGCUUCUCAGUUCGAACGAAAACGUCUCCUGGAACAGCUGCGCUGCAGUGGUGUACUGGAAGCCGUCAAGAUCUCUCGGAGUGGCUACCCUGUACCAAGUGCCCAAGGACAAGUGGAGAAAGAAGUGGCGCUGCAGAUGGUGGACAAGUUGGCUACAAAGCUUCAAGUGGUGACGGGUGCCAAGCACCCUCCGUUCCAAGUGGGCAAGACGAAGGUUUUCUGCGUUCUUGAAGCUCAUCAAGCGCUGGAAGCUGCUCGAUCAAAGGCUCUGUACAAAUCUGUGAUCACCUUGCAGCGAUACUGUCUCGGGUACACGAUGCGUGCGCGCUAUCAACGUAGGCGUCGAUCGAGUGUUCGCAUCCAAGCGAUGUGGCGCUCGUGGUAUUGCUGGCAUCGAUAUCAACGCAUUGUUCGUCGUCAACGCGCCGCUGUGAAGUUACAGAGCACAACUCGAGGAUUCCUGGCGAGGAAGCAACUCAAGCGCAUUCAUGCAGUCACUGUGAUCCAAUCUUUCGUGCGUGGAUGGCUGGUUCGACGCGAGUAUUCUGCCAACACAUUGAGCUUCGAACAUGACGUGUCUUACGUGGGAUCUCUGGAUGAACGUAGCACCACGGCAAGCUCGAUUUCACUCGCCGAGUCGAUUUCUAAGGACCGGAAGAACACGACGAUCUCGUUCCAGAGCUCCGUGUCCACGAGUGACUACUCAGAUACGGACGGGAGUAUCAGUAUCAGAAGCAGCUCUCGCAUCUCGAGGAAGAAGAUGAUCGAAGAGUACGAGCCGCCCACACAGAUCCAGAACGAGUACGAGAUCGUCUGGGAGUGCGGACUGUUGGGUCUGUACUUCGAAAGUGACCCUAUCUCCAGUUUGCCUAUUGUGCGUCGAGUCCACGAGAGUUUGAGUAACUGCGCCGACAUCUUUGAAGUCUCGCGCGGUGACGUUCUGCUUGCCGUGGGAAAGGUGAAGGUGAAAAAGGGAGACAUCCGUCGCAUUUUGACUCUUCUUCAAGAAGUCCAGAAGCCUCCGUGCUGCGCUUCCGUCACACGGACCUUGUGGAAGACCCACAACAUCAACUUGACCAGACGAUGUCUCUGGACAGCUCGGUCCUGUCGAACCCGCAAGACGAUUCUCACUCCAUGGGGAUGUCACGCAUGA
Phytophthora infestans T30-4 is the source of this 1899-nucleotide messenger RNA. Its product is annotated as myosin-like protein. Gene Ontology annotation, biological process: actin filament organization; vesicle transport along actin filament. The record is from RefSeq and is a predicted model, not a curated record. The transcript is spliced from 4 exons. NCBI's taxonomy places the organism in Eukaryota, Oomycota, Peronosporomycetes, Peronosporales, Peronosporaceae. Gene Ontology annotation, molecular function: actin filament binding; microfilament motor activity; ATP binding. Bases 1 to 1899 code for a protein of 632 amino acids. Gene Ontology annotation, cellular component: vesicle; actin cytoskeleton; myosin complex.